AAAGCGCCAAGACCAAGUCUUUAGCGUAUCUGGCAAGGAAAAACAGAAUUUUGGAAAAACCUGUUAAUUCUCAGCUAUGGAGUUAACACCUACUCAACGAAAAAACUUGGUUCCUUUGGUUCUGUUUCUGGCCAAUUUAAUCUAUCUUUACUUAGGAGGGCUCAUCUUUGAAUCUAUAGAGUACGAACCUAAAACGAAAUAUACAACGACAGACGAUGUGAGUUUGUUUUUGGAAACUUUGAAGGAAACGUCACUUGGAAAGAGAAUGCUGCCGUCAGAUUUUGACAGCAAAGAAGUUGUUAAGGGUUUACAAACGGACUCAUUGAAAAAUCUUAAUGAUAAGUUUGAGAAAAUUCAAAACGAAAGGAUAAUUGCUUCCAGACCGCACUGGAGUUUUUCGAAUUCGCUCUUCUUCGCCACAACUGUAGUCACAACAAUCGGCUAUGGUAACCUAGCCCCGAUAUCAUUGGGCGGUCGCAUGUUCUGUAUUAUAUACGCUCUCAUUGGAAUACCUUUGACCCUGAUGUUGUUAGCCGUGGUGGGAAAUCACAUCGUGCACUACCUAAACAACGCAUGCGCUUGGCUAGUGAACCGCAUUCGAGCCUACCAUAGUAACUACGAGUUCGAGUCUGCAGAUACACAGAUCAAUGCACCUGUCUGGAUUGCAUUGCCGAUCAUCUUCGUAUUUUUAGCGAUUAUGUCUUCGAUGUACUGCGCUCUGGAGGGAUGGGAUUUUGGCACGGCGCUGUAUUUCAUCUUUAUCACAUUUACAACCAUUGGAUUUGGAGAUAUCGUGCCUCGAUCUCAAGCGCUUGCAUUGAUAUUUCAGGGUAUCUGGAUCAACCUGAUGCUCCUAUAUAUCGGAUUGUCGAUCGUCUCCAUAACCAUCAACCUCUGCGCGCAGAGCCUCAUGGCUCAGCUGAAAAAGACUGGUCUCCACACGAAGAUCCUGCAACUCUUCUCAACGCAAGGGGACUCGGCCGAGGGCAUCAACGCUCGCACGCAACAAGGAGAAACCGCUGAUAGAGAUCAGGCUCGGAAAUCCAAUAGGAGAAAAGGUAAAAUAGGAGAGAGGAUAGCGAUGUCAGAUCUUGAGCCUCGCUCUGAUGGCGAGAGGUCUGGUCCUGGCCGAGAGGAUAAAGAACAUUCGACAAGGCUGAAAAUAAAUCGAGAGGCCGAUGGCAAACAUUAUGGAACCCUACAAGAAUAAAAAAUUUGAGAUUGUUUCCACAAUACAUACAGGCUGGAAAGUGUCUGGCAUGAAAUGAAACCCAGCAUAUCACACGUGUAACUGAAAGUAGUCAUUUACUGUAUUACGACAGUCACAACUAUUGGCGUUUAUGAAACAACAGAGUGAGCUGUCAUGAUCAAAGAAAAUAAAUGCGAGAUUGUGAG
Molecule: messenger RNA, 1395 nt
Organism: Pocillopora damicornis (cauliflower coral)
Lineage: Eukaryota; Metazoa; Cnidaria; Anthozoa; Scleractinia; Pocilloporidae
Product: potassium channel, subfamily K, member 16
Biological process (GO): potassium ion transmembrane transport; stabilization of membrane potential
Cellular component (GO): plasma membrane
Molecular function (GO): outward rectifier potassium channel activity; potassium ion leak channel activity
Source: RefSeq, a predicted model, not a curated record